Messenger RNA from Calliphora vicina (urban bluebottle blowfly), 867 nucleotides. RefSeq lists its product as uncharacterized. The record is from RefSeq and is a predicted model, not a curated record. The transcript has a single exon. Bases 1 to 867 code for a protein of 288 amino acids. Lineage: Eukaryota; Metazoa; Arthropoda; Insecta; Diptera; Calliphoridae.
AUGAAGAUUAUAUUCAAGGGUAAUGAGAUUCCCAAGGAAAUCAUUUUUGGUUACACAAAGAUCCAGGUGAGACAUUUCAUACCAUUCCAACAAUGUUUCCGGUGUUUCCGAUACAAUCAUUUUGCGCAACACUGCAAGCAGAACUUUGAAUUAUGCAGAUCCUGUUUCGGACGCCAUACGGCAGAGGAACAAUGUUUGAGAAUUUCGUGCCCUAACUGUAAGGGAGAACACCCCCCCACCCACAAGGAUUGUCCGGCUAGGGAAAAGGCGUAUGCCAUAAAGAAACUGAUGACCAUAGAGAACCUAAGCGUGAUGGAGGCUAGAACCAGAUUCUCUAGCAUAUUUUCUAACAGAUUUUCAUUAUUGGAAGAUAAAGAAGAGGAAUUUCCGGCUUUAACUGUAACUUCAAAAACUAAUAGGAACCAUGUUGACAACCAUCAAGAGGCGGUGGAGUCUUUGUACAAAGUGAUGCCUUUUUCAAAAGUGGUCAAGUCAAACAACAACAGACGCAGAGAGGAAGCCAACAACAGAAAGACUUGGCAGGAAUACAGGAAGGUAUUGUCCGAUCACGCAGUUCAUUUCACUCAUGGAAACAUCGAGGCGGACGACUUGACAUUACAAUCCAAGACUCAUAUGUCAUCCCAGGCCAAUUUCAGUUCUGAAUCAGGAAGUCAGAACAAGGCAAUGGAAGUACUCACUGGAGUAUCAAUGGACACAGCUUCGGCCAUAACGAAUUGGUCGAAUAUGAAAUCAAACCCGGAGCUAAUUCGAAGAUUACUGAUAGAUCUAAGGGAAAGAAUAAACAAGGGAAUGAACUAUAUCGAUGUAGAAAGAAUCAACAAGUCAAUAAUUGAGGAUAAUUACUAA